GAGAAAAAGCUGGAGCUAUUUUAGAAAGCCUUUUAAUCUUUGAUAAAUAUUACUCAGACCUGAAUGUGUCUCGGGCGUGGCCAAGGAGGUAGUGGUUCUGCGGCUACAUCCAUUCAAGCUCUAUUUAAAGCGGCUCCAAUGGAGGCUCCGGACACACUGCGCCCUCCGCUGCGCUCCGCUCCGCCCGACAUGACUCCGACCGGCUUCCACAUGGUAAACACGGGGGGAGACAGGGGAGGAGGGGGAGGCUCCAGGCUCCAGGCUCCGGGUUCUGACUCUGACUCUGACUCUGAAUCUCCGCAGAUCUUCCUGGGCUCGCUGCUCUGCUUCGGCCGCGCGUCCUCCGCCAGGUGCGUCGACAGUGACAACUGGCAGCGCCGCGAAAAAGCGUGGCAGCUCAUCAAGAACCAGACAAGCGGCAACGCGACGCCGGAUGCGAAACGGACGUGCGACCAGGCGGCUAGAGAGAUGAGCGAGGACCCGAGCGACCGCGCCCUUUCCCCGUGGAGGCUCAGGACAGACCGAGAUGACACCAGAUUUCCACCAGAAAUCUACGUGGCCGAGUGUCUUUGUCAAGGCUGCAUCAUCGGCCAGAGGGAGAACCUGAGCUACAACUCGGUGAAGGUUCACGCCUCCCUGCUGGUCCUGAGAAAGUCUCAGUGUCCACGCGAUCCAAGCAAAUACAAACUUACAAAGGAGUUAAUCAAAGUCCCUGUGGCCUGCACAUGUGUUCGGCCCGUGAUUAGGAACCAUCACCGCUAGCCUCCGUCUCACCACUUCACUUUCCAUUUCAUUCAGCAUUUAUUGCACCAGCAUUCCUCACAUUACCUGAAUAUUCAGGUAGAUUUUCUAUCGCAGGGUCAGAGUUUAUCAUUUGCCAACUAUGAAAAAUGAUUUUAAUAACAUCACUGGCUACGUUAGGCUAAACAAGCUAAUGGUAGUGCAGGAAAGAUGUGGCUAAACAACAUCAGCAACGUAAUAAUGUUAGCUGCUAUGUUAGCCUAAACACGAUAAUGUUAAACAAGAUAAUGUUAGCUGCUAUGUUAGGCUACACAAGAUAAUGUUAGCUGCUAUGUUAGGCUACACAAGGUAAUGUUAGCUACUAUGUUAGCCUAUACAAGAUAAUGUUAGCUACUAUGUUAGCCGAGGCACGUUAAUAUUAGCUGCUAUGUUAGCCUAAACACGAUAAUGUUAAACAAGAUAAUGUUAGCAGCUAUGUUAGGCUACACAAGGUAAUGUUAAACAAGAUAAUGUUAGCAGCUAUGUUAGGCUACACAAGGUAAUGUUAAACAAGAUAAUGUUAGCCUGGGAAAGAUCAUUUAAGCAGCUAUAUUAGCUCAUUUCUGUGAAGAUUAUCAGGUCGUGAAUGUCCAAAAGGCCUUUAAAUAAGGCAACUGGACUUGUAGAAUUUCUUGAAGAUAUAUGAGCUAAGGGAGACAGUUCUAGUUUUUAUGUUAACCUAAAUAAGCUAACAAGCUAAGUAGGAGGUUCCAGGCUAGUUCUGGUUUAGCUCCCGUUUUUCACAUAAUUUCUUAGGACCACGCUCCUGAUGAUUUUGAAAUCUUGAAUCGUUUUAUUGCUUCAGGGCUCAAACGGUUCAUUCAGAUAAACGCUGGAUAAAAGGACAAGUUUCAAGUAAGAUUUUAAUGUGAAUAAUUAUUAUUUAUUUUCUCUGAACCAAAAUUUCUGAAGUUUGUUGUUCUUGCUCAGUCUAUUCAAAAUUUGUGUUUGCGUUUAAUGUUUUCUUUUAAAACUGGACAGUAUUAUCUGCUGAGUGUUUCAUCGAUAAUUUAUUUAUAUAUACAUAUAUAUUUAUAUUUGCAGUUGUUUUCUUAUCGUGAUCACAUUUCAUCACUGUACUGUAACUAAUUAAGCUGCUUCUUUA
Messenger RNA from Mugil cephalus (flathead mullet), 1885 nucleotides. Its product is annotated as interleukin-17C-like. The coding region runs from base 64 to 762 and encodes 232 amino acids. The transcript has 2 exons. NCBI's taxonomy places the organism in Eukaryota, Metazoa, Chordata, Actinopteri, Mugiliformes, Mugilidae. The record is from RefSeq and is a predicted model, not a curated record. Gene Ontology annotation, cellular component: extracellular region. Gene Ontology annotation, biological process: inflammatory response. Gene Ontology annotation, molecular function: cytokine activity.